AUGUCUAUCCGCGUCCUGAUCAAAGACUAUCCGCACCGAGCCAUCGCACUCGCGACCCCGACCCACGCCCUCGUCCUGCGACACAGCUCCUCGUCGACCGAGAACAAUGGGAACAACAAUGCGUCCUCGACGUCGUUGGGGAGCAAUGGCCCCAGCGCAGCGCGCUGCAUGGUCGAGUUCUCGCGCGUGGAAGAGGUGGACCUGAGCGAUUACCGCGGCCUGCAUUCUGUGAAUGUGCACGACAACAAUGUCUUCCUCGUCGUCGUCAACGGCGCGAGUAAAGUAGCCACGGUGCGCCCGGGCGAGACGGUGCAGAGGAUACAUUCAGUCGGCUUCUUCUGCUUGACCAGCUCGAGCUACGAUGCGAUGCUCAACGACGAGGUCAAUCCAUACCCGACCGACACCAUCGAUGAUGAGGGGUAUGAAAUGGGCUUUGGCGGAAAGAAGGAGCAGAGCCCGUUGGAACAUCCGUGUCUGGCGCUGAAGAAGAUCUUGAGCAGCGGGACCUUUUACUACAGCUCUGAUUUUGAUCUCACGAGGAGACUACAGCAUCGAACGACGGAUGCAGCGACGGUGUCCAUUGACAGUCUGGACGCUGGCUUUUUGUGGAAUUCGUACAUGAUACAACCGCUUGUGGACUUUAGGAGCAGGCUUGCGCCUAGGGACAAGGAAGCGCUGGAUAAGUCGGGCAUAUUGACGUCUGCGAUCCGGGGAUUUGCACUCACAAUCACCAUCCCCACGUCUUCUGCGCCUAUAAAAUCGACAGGAUCGGGAAUGCCAUCGUCCAUGACACUCAUAUCGCGAUUGUCCUGCAGAAGAGCCGGCACACGGUUUAAUUCCCGUGGUAUCGACGACGACGGGAAUGUAGCCAACUAUGUAGAGUCGGAGACAAUAUACUGGACACCCACUGGAGUCUGCUUCUCGUAUGUCCAGGUACGUGGCAGUGUCCCAAUCUUCUGGGAACAACAGUCUGGACUCCUCCCUGGACAGCAGAAGAUCACCAUCACAAGGUCGGCGGAAGCGACGCAGCCAGCGUUCGACAAGCACUUUGAGAACCUGGAGAUUAGCUACGGCGCUAUACACGUGGUUAAUUUAUUGAGUCACGAGAAACCACAGGAGGUUGAGCUAUCGCAAAAGUAUAGAAGUCACAUCAAGAGUAGCCCGCUAAACUAUGGUGUCGAUCAAAACCACAGGGAACACGAACUGCUGAAGUUGACGGAAUAUGAUUUUCACGCCGAGACGAGGGGACCUGGUGGGUAUGAGGCGGCCAGCAUGAUUGCACGUUGGAUACAGGGAUCCGCGGAUUCUUUUGGGUAUUAUCUCUCGGAAGAGGUCGACGAGCGUGCAAGGAUACAAGGAGAGGAUCGCAUCAUCAGACGAUCAAUGACCAUCUUGCAGCAAGAAGGUAUCUUCCGCACCAAUUGUCUCGAUUGCCUGGAUAGGACAAACCUUGUACAAACCAUUAUCAGCAAGAUGGCACUUGAAGUUUUUCUAAGCCACAAAGGCCUUCGUGCAAACCAGGACUUCUGGAUGCGGCACUCGAGCAUGUGGGCAGAUAACGGCGAUGCCUUGUCCAGGAUUUACGCAGGCACUGGAGCGCUGAAAUCCUCGUUUACGCGACAUGGAAAGAUGUCGCUUGCAGGCGCGCUGGCAGAUGCACGAAAGAGCGCAACGCGCAUGUACAUCAACAACUUUGCAGACAAAGGUCGACAGAACACCAUCGACAUGCUGCUUGGCCGACUCAUGGGUCAAGUACCCGUUCAUUUGUACGAUCCCGUCAAUGAUUUCGUUGUAGCGGAGCUCCAGCGACGUGCGGCAGAGUACUCAGAGACAGAAAUGAUCAACAUCCUCGUCGGCACCUUCAAUCUCAACGGCAAGACGAACGGAAUCACCGCAGACUUGUCACCAUGGCUUUGCCCCGACGUCGACCCAUCGCAGCAAUGUCCUGAGAUCGUGGCUGUUGGAUUUCAGGAGAUUGUUGAGCUGAGCCCCCAGCAAAUCAUGGCUACAGAUCCUGACAGGAGAGAACUGUGGGAACGUGCUGUGAAGAAUACAUUGAACAGGAACGCAGAGAAGCAUGGAAGGGAGGAGUAUGUCUUAUUGAGAGGUGGACAGCUUGUUGGUGCGAGCUUGUCGGUCUUUGUGAGAGGUGAUUGCCUGAAGCAUAUCAAGAAUGUGGAAGGCAGCCUGAAGAAGACCGGCAUGUCUGGGAUGGCAGGUAACAAAGGAGCUGUCGCCAUUCGAAUAGAGUAUGGCAACACUUCGAUAUGCCUCGUCACUGCUCAUUUGGCAGCUGGCUUUUCGAACUACGAAGAACGCAAUCGCGACUACAAGACCAUCAGCCACGGACUGAAAUUCCAGCGAAACAGGUCGAUCGAAGACCAUGACACAGUCAUCUGGUUCGGUGAUUUCAACUACCGAAUCGGCCUUAGCAAUGAGAAAGUGCAAAAGUUAUGCCAUGUCGGCGACCUCGAGACGUUGUAUGAGAACGACCAGCUCAAUCUGCAAAUGGUUGCUGGAUUGACGUUCCCAUACUACUCUGAGGCACGCAUCACCUUCCCACCUACCUACAAAUACGACCUCAACUCUGAUACCUACGAUACGUCCGAGAAAGCACGAAUUCCCGCCUGGUGCGAUCGUGUCCUACGCAAAGGCGACAAUAUUCGCCAGAUACACUACGAUGCUGCACCGCUCCGGUUCUCUGACCAUCGUCCCGUCUAUGCCACGUUCCAAGUUCUUGUACAAAGAGUAGAUGAAAGGAAGAAAGAUGCCCUCAAAGCUGAAUUAUACAGCCGACGCCGAGAGGUUGUCGGCGACACUCGCGCAGGUGUUGACAAUGACGACACGGACGACGAAGAUCUCAUUGGCUAUGAGAGCGUAGAGCCCGGCCUACCACCAGCCAGCUCAGACCGUAGGAAAUGGUGGCUCGACAACGGUCUACCAGCUAAAGCCCGCAUCCAACCGCCACAAGAAGGCUACAUGCCCAAUCCAAAACGACCCAGCAACCCCUUCACACCUAGCCCAGAGCCAGACUGGGUCGAUGUCCAGCGCAUGGGCGGCCGACCUGAACCACCACCAGCACGCGGCUCCCAGCGAGCACGAACCGUCGACUUCAACAAUCCACCACAAUCCAAUUCUCAGGCAAGGAAACUCAUCGUCCCAGCCUUCCCCACUCACUCCACGCAAACAUCCAACUUCGACGGCUCUCGCGAUGCCCUAAACGACCUACGUCGCAGCGAAUCCAGCGCAUCGACACGUUCGCUACCCACACGCCCCGGCCCAGGAUCCUUCACCUCGCAACCCCAGUCCCAGCGAACAGGACCGCAAGUCUUACGCAAACCCGCGCCACCAAUCCCCAACAAGAAGCCCGCACUGCUGAGUAAGAACAGCGCGCAGAGCGUUGCGCAGAGUCAGUAUCGCGACGACCCGGCGCCGCGCAGGAGUAUGGCGGAGCGUAGGCCGGUGCCCAAUUUCAUGGAUGAUGAGGGAGGUGCGAAACCACCGCUGCCGCCGCGCACGGGGACGGGGUUGAGUGCGGGCGGGAGGAAUUUGUUGGACGAUGAUGUGGACGAGGGUGCGGGGUUGAGGGGGUGGGAGGUUUUACAGCCGCAGGGGGGAAGGUGA
Molecule: messenger RNA, 3624 nt
Organism: Parastagonospora nodorum SN15
Lineage: Eukaryota; Fungi; Ascomycota; Dothideomycetes; Pleosporales; Phaeosphaeriaceae
Exons: 5
Coding region: 1-3624 (1207 amino acids)
Biological process (GO): phosphatidylinositol dephosphorylation
Cellular component (GO): membrane; cytoplasm
Molecular function (GO): phosphatidylinositol-3,5-bisphosphate 5-phosphatase activity; phosphatidylinositol-4,5-bisphosphate 5-phosphatase activity
Source: RefSeq, a predicted model, not a curated record